Molecule: messenger RNA, 891 nt
Organism: Penaeus monodon (black tiger shrimp)
Lineage: Eukaryota; Metazoa; Arthropoda; Malacostraca; Decapoda; Penaeidae
Product: aspartate, glycine, lysine and serine-rich protein-like
Exons: 2
Coding region: 1-891 (296 amino acids)
Source: RefSeq, a predicted model, not a curated record
AUGAGCAUUAUAUUGGCAUCUGUACUAUUACUUUUCAUUUUGCACCUCUUUGUGGCAAUGCAGCAAACUAGGUUCUAUAUUUCUGCGUUUGUGGCAGCGUCCGGUGCAGCGCCUCAAGGGUAUGAUAUUUCCAAGCCGUCGGGACCUGGAUUAUCCUUCGGUUCCGGAGGUUCUAGUGGUUCCACAGGAGGUGGAGGUUCUUCCUCUGGUUCCGGAUAUUCUAAUGGAGGUGGAGGAUCUUCAGGAGGAUGCAAAGAGGGGGAAAUACUUCACGUGGACGGCACCUGCGUCGUCCCUGAAAUCACUAGAAACGUAUAUCUUUACGAUGCGCCUCAGCAGUCGCAAAAUACUGGAACUCCUCCAGAUAUACCCCCACCAAAGGUUGAUUACAACAUCAUCUUCGUUCGCCUUCCCGAAGGUGGAGCAGGGCCUGAACCCAUCAUUAUUCCACCUCCGAGACAAGAGAAUAUCGUUUACGUCCUUAACAAGAAUGGAGGAGCAGGAGCCCAGCGUGUGAUAGAGGUUACAACUCCACCGUCAUCUAAUCCUGAAGUUUAUUUCGUUAAUUAUGGUGAAGGAGAAAAUCCUACUCUUCCCAUUGGCGUCGACCUACAAACUGCUCUUAAUGCUGCUACGGAAGCCAGUGGUCAGGUAGUUGGAGGGGCAGCAGGAGGCCAAGGAGGCAGUGGGAAUGUUGGUGGUGCUAACGGAUACACAGGAAAUGGAAAUAAUGGUGGAAGUGGAUUUUCAGGUAGUGGAGGAUUUGCUACAGGUAACAGCGGAUCAAGAGGGAAUGGUUUCGGGGCUUCAGCUGGAGGCAGUUCCGGAGGACAGUACAGUGCUCCCGUCAGCAAGGCUACUACUCCAUCCAGGCAUUAUUCAGGACCCUGA